AUGAAAGUGAUGAUGAUAACGGGUGUCAGUGGAGUCUUGUCGACGAUUGCAGUGGCGACUGCAAUUGCUAUCAGAAUGAUUUUUUUGUCGAAGCUCAACAAGUCCCUCCUCUACGCCGUGGAAAACAUGCAAAAUGCCGGACAAAUUCUGAAGAAACGAGUUCUCGAACCCUCUGUUCUCGCCGUGAUUGCAAACGAACGGACUGGAAUAACUGAUAAGGAGAUCUGCGACGAGUACGAGAACUGCAUGAAGAAGCCCAUCAAGCUGUGUGCCGAUCUCUUUGGAAUCGAUCAGGUCACCACGGAUUUUGUGAAAAAAUUCGACUCGAAAUUAUUGUCGGCUGAUAAGAAGAGCAAGAAGAAACCGGGCAAACCAGGCAAAAAGUCGAAAAAGUGA
Messenger RNA from Caenorhabditis remanei, 396 nucleotides. RefSeq lists its product as uncharacterized. Bases 1 to 396 code for a protein of 131 amino acids. NCBI's taxonomy places the organism in Eukaryota, Metazoa, Nematoda, Chromadorea, Rhabditida, Rhabditidae. The record is from RefSeq and is a predicted model, not a curated record. The transcript is spliced from 3 exons.